This is a messenger RNA of Tinamus guttatus (white-throated tinamou), 1039 nucleotides long. The record is from RefSeq and is a predicted model, not a curated record. NCBI's taxonomy places the organism in Eukaryota, Metazoa, Chordata, Aves, Tinamiformes, Tinamidae.
AUUACUACUUAUCCGUGAAGGCUCUGUACACGGUGGGAUACAGCACAUCUCUCGUUUCCCUCACCACCGCGAUGGUUAUCCUGUGUCGCUUCAGGAAGCUUCACUGCACUCGGAAUUUUAUCCACAUGAACCUCUUUGUUUCGUUUAUCCUACGAGCAAUAUCCGUUUUCAUUAAAGAUGGGGUGCUCUAUGCUGAACAGGAUGGUAACCAUUGUUUUAUUUCAACUGUGGAAUGCAAAGCUGUGAUGGUUUUUUUUCACUACUGCGUCAUGUCCAACUACUUCUGGCUUUUCAUUGAGGGAUUGUACCUUUUCACUUUACUGGUGGAAACCUUUUUCCCUGAGAGGAGAUAUUUCUACUGGUACACUAUUAUUGGCUGGGGCACCCCGACAAUUUGUGUCACUGUUUGGGCAGUGCUGAGACUUCACUUUGAUGAUACUGGCUGCUGGGACAUGAAUGACAACACUGCCUUAUGGUGGGUGAUCAAAGGUCCUGUGGUUGGAUCAAUCAUGAUAAACUUUGUGCUUUUUAUUGGCAUAAUUGUGAUACUUGUGCAGAAACUUCAGUCACCUGAUAUUGGGGGCAAUGAAUCCAGCAUUUACUUGAGACUGGCUCGUUCUACGCUACUGCUUAUCCCUUUGUUUGGAAUUCACUACACGGUGUUUGCUUUUUCUCCUGAAAAUGUCAGUAAGCGGGAGAGACUAGUGUUUGAAUUGGGACUGGGAUCUUUCCAGGGUUUUGUUGUUGCUGUUCUCUAUUGUUUCUUGAAUGGGGAGUUUCUCCCUAAAGGUGCAAUCAGAAAUAAAGAGAAAAUGGAGGAGCUGGAAAGUCAACCGGUAUUUUGCUGUGGAUUUCAAGCAUCGUCAUCCUUCUCUAGCGAGCAGCGGAGUGAACGGGGGGACACAACUCUCCAUUCUGAGCAAGAGCAGCUCUCAGAUUCGGAUGUCCAGCAUAAAUGCGGAGAACCUAGCGACAUGAGCAGCUAAGGAAAACAAAUCAAUCAACAAGCAAACCAAAAAAAAAAUCCCUUUAAAGAGAA